CGUGUAUGCGUGUCGUGGGGACGUCGCCCGCCGUUUGCGACGCGCAGUUCUAGUGGGUGAUGUGUCAGUGCUGUUAGGAGCUAGGCAAGCUUGAAAGUGGCGAAGUACGCGAUUUGACAUUUGUCUUUAACCCAGGAGGGCGGAGUCAAAACAUCAAUUUUGGUUAAUUUUUUCCCGAAUCCACCCUCUGAUUGAGCAUUUCAUUAACGGAGGAAAGAAAAACCAAAUAAUGAUCAUUGUCACACUGGCAGUGCGACUGACAAUAACAUUCUACCGGCGGUGAGAGUUGAAAACCAGGUAACGAAAGGAGGUCAAGUUCUAGUUGGAGCUGAAAUUUUACUAGGCUUGCGUCGGUUGUAUCCUCUUAGUCUUCUUGUCAUAACUGCCGGUUAGCCGAGAUCACCAGUCUAAAAUGGUUAAAUUGUACGCUUUAACCAUCCUCUACAAAGGCCCGACUACAGCAACAACGAUCAAAUCAGCUUACGAACUUGGAUCUUUUUCUUUUUUUCAACGCAGUAGUGCUCAGGAAUUUAUGGCGUUUGUCAGUAAAACGAUUACUGAAAGAACUCAAGUCGCAGCUAGGCAAAGUGUUAAGGAAAAAGAGUAUAUGUGUCACGUUUAUGUGAGAGCAGAUAAUUUAGCUGGAGUUCUAAUUUCCGAUCAUGAAUAUCCUAGCAGAGUUUCGCAUACGUUGAUCACAAAAGUACUAGAUGAGUUUGCUGCCCAGUACCCACCCAGUACAUGUGCCACUUUAAAUGAAGCGACAACAAUAUUUCCACAAGUGAAUACGUACUUAGCGAAGUAUCAAAAUCCCCGGGAAGCAGAUGCAUUUACAAAAAUGCAAAACGACCUUGAUGAAACCAAGAUCAUUUUGCAUAAUACAAUAGAAGCAGUUUUAGAAAGGGGCGAAAAAUUGGACGAUUUGGUGUCAAAAUCAGAAGGCCUUAGCAUGCAGUCAAAAGCAUUUUACAAAACAGCACGGAAAACCAAUUCCUGUUGUAGCUUGACGGCUUAAAUACCGUGUACCAUGAUUCCAUUGUGUUCAUAUUAUUGUGUUACAAAUGUGGAGAUAGGUUUGUCAAAAAAAGAAUGUUGAGUAAUGUUUGAAAUUUGAAAGCUAAUUGAUAACUUUUGCCCGUUGUAACAGUUUUUUGUUCAGAUGAUUUUGCCUUUUCGGCGUAAUUAAUUACCUGUAAUUGUACAAUUUUUUAUUUUUGAAUGGAUUUUACCUGCAAUUGCAAAAGUGGUUUGUCUUACCAAUAGAUUUCACUUGUAUAUUUUCUAUUGAGCAAGAUUGAUUUAAAUAUUGUGCAGCCAAAGGUAUGAAUGUUGUUAAGAGGCCUAAGUAAGUAAUGUUAUCCAUAAUAUGUGUUAAUGAACAACAGAUGUUUUAAUGCAACAUAUUAUCCAACAAUGUCUAACUACGAGUGAUUGAAUUUUAUGUGUCUUGAUUGCAAAGGCAUCAUUUUUCGUGAGAUCCUCAGAUUGUAUUUGUGAGUGAACGGUGUUUAGCUUCAUGAAGAAUGUCACGUAGAGUUCAGUAUUCAAUUUAAGUUACUUUAGUUUAUUGAAAAAGUUGUGUUAACUUUAAUUGGCUUGUAUACAUACAGGGUUAAAUAUCCUUUCCUUUUGAGACACAUAAACAGAAAUUCCACGAAAUCUAUGUAACCCAGUGUCUAUUAAACGUCUUCUUCGUCGUUCAUCUAUUAUUCUUACUGCAAUGGAAUGUAACUUGUUAUUCCGUUGUGCAGUUUCGACAUUGGAUAAGAGUUCAGUUAUGGAUAAAACAAAAAAAAAUAUGUGUACGUAUGUAUGUAUGUAUUUAAAAAGUGUUUCAAUAUAUCAUGUCUAAAUUUCAAAAAUACCACUCUAAUUCUUCCCUCUAAACGUGAAUGUUUAUCUACUUUCAGUGCCAAGUAACAUGAAAUGUAAGUAAUUGACCACAAGUAUGAAGUACGUAGAAUGUUAUUUAUUGUAAUUUGUUGGUUUGUACAAUUCUACCAGGACAACUUCAAUUCGACGCACUACAAUUUAAUCACUUCUCUGCCAACUUGUGAAUUUUUUCUCAUGUUUUUAGCAGCACCUAGUUUACG
This is a messenger RNA of Diprion similis, 2093 nucleotides long. RefSeq names its product synaptobrevin homolog YKT6 (gene Ykt6). Gene Ontology annotation, molecular function: SNAP receptor activity. The coding region runs from base 413 to 1015 and encodes 200 amino acids. Gene Ontology annotation, biological process: endoplasmic reticulum to Golgi vesicle-mediated transport. Lineage: Eukaryota; Metazoa; Arthropoda; Insecta; Hymenoptera; Diprionidae. The transcript has 5 exons. The record is from RefSeq and is a predicted model, not a curated record. Gene Ontology annotation, cellular component: Golgi apparatus.